Molecule: messenger RNA, 707 nt
Organism: Onthophagus taurus
Lineage: Eukaryota; Metazoa; Arthropoda; Insecta; Coleoptera; Scarabaeidae
Product: lysM and putative peptidoglycan-binding domain-containing protein 3
Source: RefSeq, a predicted model, not a curated record
AGACGUUUAUUAAUUUGUUUAUGGUAACGAGAAUAUGAAAAAUGAAAAGACAAAAACGACCCAAAGAAGAACAAUACAAGAAAUUGACGGGAAAAUACAGCGAUGACAGUUCAGACGAAACGGAGCUCUUCAUCAUUAAAAAGACCACUUACCAAGAACCACCGACGGUUGAGAAAAUAGUAGAAGAAGGUGAUACUUUACAAGCCAUAGCUAUCCGAUAUAGAUGUACCGUAGAGGAAUUAAAACGUAUAAAUCAUAUUUUAAAUGCUAAUGAGAUCUUUGCAAAAGGAAAAAUAAAGGUUCCCGAAAGGCCGUUUUCAACGAUUUUAGCAGGUAUUCAUAACAAUAGCGGUAGAUCGUCUCCUAAAGAUGAUGAUGUCGCAAUAAAAAAAGAACCUGCAGUUGCAAAUUUGAUUGAUUUGCCUUCAACAAGUUCCACAAACGAGAAUGUGAACAAUGUGAUUUUUAAUUCGACCAUUUCAAAUACAAAAACUUGUGAUAACGACAUAAACGAGAAUUAUGAUGAAGAAAUAACUUUACUGCCGGUACACUCAACCAUUUCACAUUCACCUCCCUCUAAGUUUAAUUGUAGUGGAGUCGAUGCUGAUAUUUCCUGGAUUACACUUAUCGUUUUUAUUGUAACUUUAAUAGUUGCUGUACCUCUUAUUUUUGUGUUUUAUAUUGCCGAGCAUCAUGAAACAUAAAUU